Molecule: messenger RNA, 1110 nt
Organism: Vombatus ursinus (common wombat)
Lineage: Eukaryota; Metazoa; Chordata; Mammalia; Diprotodontia; Vombatidae
Exons: 6
Coding region: 1-810 (269 amino acids)
Source: RefSeq, a predicted model, not a curated record
AUGGUCCCAGCCUGCAGCUCUCUGGCCGCCGGGAGUGAGCGGUUAGACGGGCUAGCGAGCUCCGGCUUUGAUCCCGGGAAGAUGGGGAGCGGCUCCUGGCUGGCUACUGAGACGGCGUCGAGGAAGCCGCCUCAGGCAGAGCCUCGGCAAGCGAAGGUCUCGCCUCUGGCACCUGCUCAGGUAGAGGAGGAGGAGAAGGGAAAGAGGGAGGGAGGCAAGAAGGAGGCGGGGACCAGGGCCUUAAAGAAGCAGCCCAGGACCCUCUCCACCCAGAGGCCCUCAGCCCUAGCCUCGGGAUGUAGAGGGAGCGCGCUCCAGAGGCCACUGCUGGGGAAGGCCAAGGGCCUGGGGAUGCGCGAGUGGAGAUUUGAGCGUGGAGGGAGGACGCGCUCCCCCAAGCUGUCCACACUCGCACUCCAGCUCCUUCCGAAGCAGUUUCUGGAGGGAGUACCUGCCCGGAGCGAGCGCCUGCUGAUUCCUCUAGCUCGAAGCCUCUCAGUCUCAGCUGCUCUUUCCUGCAAAGGGGACGGCGCUGACCAGGAUGUACAAAUGAGGAAGAUGACAAAUAUAAAGACAAGUGAACAGAUUGGAGGAGCUCCUCUGAACUCCAAGAUUCAGUGGCUUAUGCUAAGUGAGCAAAGGCCACCCCACCUGAGAAUCAUACAGACUCACUGUGCCUCAGUCAACAAUGGAAAACAGAGCCUCAGACAGAAAGACCAGACACUAUUUCCUGGAAGAAGGAGCAACUACAUCUUUGGAAGGAAAAGAGCCCACAAUACCUGGUGGGAGAUGGAACCUUACAGCGAAUAAAUGAGAAAUUGAGUUAUUGUGGAAAGUCCUGGACCUUACUCCUCACCCUUGCUGGAGCCGCACUAUGAGUCAUGAAGACAGGUCUCUACUGAGUAGGAGGAAGGAAGAGAUGCCUCUGGGGAGGGAGACCCUUUUGACUCUGUGUGCUUAGGUACAAAUCCUUUCUAUCUAUCUUCUUCACCUUGUAAAUAAAACCUGUUCUAUGCUUGAUGGAUUGUGAACUUAAGGACUUGUAAGGGCAGCUGAUGGCCGCCCUUAAUGAGAAGACAGUGAAAUAUACUGAUGGGCACAAGAAUCACC